Molecule: messenger RNA, 1338 nt
Organism: Aspergillus clavatus NRRL 1
Lineage: Eukaryota; Fungi; Ascomycota; Eurotiomycetes; Eurotiales; Aspergillaceae
Product: translocon subunit SEC61
Exons: 4
Coding region: 1-1338 (445 amino acids)
Biological process (GO): post-translational protein targeting to membrane, translocation; SRP-dependent cotranslational protein targeting to membrane, translocation
Cellular component (GO): Sec61 translocon complex; membrane
Molecular function (GO): ribosome binding; signal sequence receptor activity; transmembrane protein transporter activity
Source: RefSeq, a predicted model, not a curated record
AUGUGGACGGGGUUGACCCUGUUGAUUUUCCUGGUCAUGAGCCAGAUGCCCCUGUACGGCAUUGUCUCGUCCGACACCUCGGAUCCCUUGUACUGGCUGCGUAUGAUGCUUGCCAGUAACCGUGGUACCCUGAUGGAGCUGGGUAUUACUCCUAUUAUCUCCUCCGGCAUGGUUUUCCAGCUCCUUGCUGGUACCCACCUCAUUGAUGUCAACCUCGACCUCAAGACCGACCGUGAGCUCUACCAGACCGCCCAGAAGCUCUUCGCCAUCAUCCUCUCCUUCGGCCAGGCCUGUGUCUAUGUCCUGACUGGUCUGUAUGGCCAGCCCAGCGACCUUGGUGCUGGUAUUUGCGUUCUGCUGAUUGUCCAGCUCGUCGUCGCUGGCCUGGUUGUCAUUCUUCUGGAUGAGCUGCUGCAGAAGGGAUACGGUCUUGGAAGCGGUAUCUCGCUUUUCAUUGCGACCAACAUCUGCGAGUCGAUCGUCUGGAAGGCCUUCUCUCCCACGACCAUCAACACUGGCCGUGGCCCUGAGUUCGAGGGUGCCAUCAUCGCUCUCUUCCACCUGCUCCUGACCUGGCCUGACAAGCAGCGUGCUCUGCAGGAAGCUUUCUACCGCCAGAACCUGCCCAACGUCAUGAACCUGCUUGCCACUCUCCUCGUUUUCGCCGCUGUCAUCUACCUGCAGGGCUUCCGCGUUGAGAUCCCUGUCAAGUCUUCCCGCCAGCGUGGCAUGCGUGGCUCCUACCCCGUCCGUCUCUUCUAUACCUCCAACAUGCCCAUCAUGCUCCAAUCCGCUCUGUCCUCCAACAUCUUCCUUGUCAGCCAGAUGCUGUACUCCCGCUUCUCUGACAACCUGCUCGUCAGACUCCUCGGUGUCUGGGAGCCUCGCGAGGGUUCCGCCCAGCUCUACGCUGCCUCUGGUAUUGCUUACUACAUGUCCCCUCCUCUGAACUUCAAGGAGGCUCUCCUUGAUCCUAUCCACACCGCUGUGUACAUUACCUUCAUGCUGGUCGCCUGCGCGCUCUUCUCCAAGACCUGGAUUGAAGUCUCCGGCUCCGCUCCCCGUGAUGUCGCCAAGCAGCUCAAGGACCAGGGUCUCGUCAUGGCCGGUCACCGUGAGCAGAGCAUGUACAAGGAGCUCAAGAGAAUCAUCCCUACUGCUGCUGCCUUCGGUGGUGCCUGCAUUGGUGCUCUCUCCGUCACCUCCGACUUGCUCGGUGCCCUCGGUAGCGGCACCGGUAUCCUCCUUGCCGUCACUAUUAUCUACGGCUACUUCGAAAUCGCCGCCCGUGAAGGCGAUAUCGGUUCGGGCCUCAAGGGCCUCGUCCCUGGUAACUAG